Molecule: messenger RNA, 753 nt
Organism: Dentiscutata erythropus
Lineage: Eukaryota; Fungi; Glomeromycota; Glomeromycetes; Diversisporales; Gigasporaceae
Source: the annotation of a GenBank genome assembly
AUGUCAGCUAUCGUGACUAAAAUCGUUGAAAAAUACAAUCUCAGCCCCAAGAUGAGUGUGUCCGAUCUCAGUAAAUAUACCUCAGAAUUUCUUGAAAACCUUACCGAUGAUAGAAAGCGGAAUCAAGGUCGACAACGUCUUCGAGAUGGUUUUAAAUUUAGCAGUGAUCAGGGUAGUUGCAAAAUAGCUAUAGCUUCUCCCCCUAAAGAUUUGGAAGAAGAGAUUAUCAGAGAGAUAACUAAACGAAUCUUACAGAAUAGAUAUGGAUUUAGCGGGAGACAAGUGGAUGAUUUAUUCUCUACCCAGAAAAAUGGAAGUACGUUCGAAGAGCCAUUGCCCUGCAAUAGAGACGUAAAUAUUGCAAUUUCUAACAAAUCCUCGAAAGGAAUGGAGGAAGAAACUAUCGGAGAUAUGGCACAUCGGCUUUUACGGGAUAAGCUUAGCAUUAGAGAUGUAAGAGCUGAAGCUUAUGCCUUAGCCCUAUUAGCAUUAAAUGCUAAUGCUGGUUCGUCACGUCUUUCACGGCUUCGAAGAGAAUUAAGAAAUAUUGGUGCUUCAUUCCAGAUUAUCGAGGCCACGAAAUUUUCAGAUAUUACAGAAGAUGUCAACAAAAUUCAGAGUGUCAAUCGGAAAAAAGCUGAAGCUAAACGUAUCGAUUAUCCAGAUGAAUUUACAUUAGAAUCAGUCAAAGAAAGAUUAGAUGCGUAUGAUAUUAAAACUUUACCUGAUUGUCAGGCUCUUGCUGAUGUUAUG